This is a messenger RNA of Cylindrotheca closterium, 2598 nucleotides long. The record is from the annotation of a GenBank genome assembly. NCBI's taxonomy places the organism in Eukaryota, Bacillariophyta, Bacillariophyceae, Bacillariales, Bacillariaceae.
AUGUCUGGCUUGUGUCAUCUGCACUACGUCCCUGAGAGUCAAGGCCUGACUCUCGAUAUUUGGUCCGCCUACAAGUCUGUCGCGGAGACGACUUUGUGUGAGUGGGCAUGCAUACUGCAGCUUGGCCUUUAUGCUGCAGUGAUCUGGUACCUGUACUCAAGUCUGAAGUAUCGGAACGAUUCUGUUCUGUUCCGAGGCCUCGACGAUGAAUACAUCCAACCUGAUCAACAUUUGAAACGGAAAUGUCAGUCAUGGAAACAGUCUAUACCCAGAUGGGGUUUGCGCCCCUCUGGAGUACUUUAUGCCCUCGUGGCACCACCGUCCAUGCCCAGAGUAGGGUGUCGCCCAUCUGGAGUACUUUUUGCCCAUGGAGAGGCAUAUGUCAAUGUACAUCAACCAAGAAGAAUGUAUGUGGAGUUGCCAUCAGUUGAAAAGCCGCGUAGGAAGAUCACUGUGGAACUGCCGUCAGCGUACCCGUGGUGGUGCGGCAUUCGUCGAUAUCGUUACCCGCGUCAGUACCAUCUGAGACUUCGUAUCGCGCGCGUCAAAGGAGAUCCUAGGAAAAUACUCCGGCGACAACGGAAGGAAGGGGUUCGAGAGCAGAAGCAGGAAAGGAAGCGCCAAGAGAGGCGCCGCAAGGAAGAUUAUGAGAGCCGACGUCCUGAACGGCGCCGAAAGGGUGCUGCACAGGGUCGAAAGAAAACAAGGUUUCGUUUACUGAAGAAGUUAGUUCGCGCCAAGAGCCCUAAGGAGCAAGAUGUUCUCCAGAGGGAGCUGAAGAGUCUCAAGGAAGAGGAUUUCUGGGGAGAUUACGACGUCAAGCAACCUAGUCACUGGGAAAGUCCAAGCGAUGAGGAGUUGUUAGAAGACUACGAGCGGACCAAGAACCGAUAUUUGCACCACUCUUACCUCCAGUACGAAUCGCAGUAUGGGGUUGUUCUCGACGAGCUUCUUGCGGAUUUUCGUCCUAAUACCAAGCAUCACGCAAUGAAGGAUGUCCUCAGUUCGACAUUCCUUCAACCCGUUUCAUCCCUGCCAAGAGUCACUCAAGCACUUAUUGCAGCAGACGACCUCGUGUCCGAUGUGUCCUGUGCUGAUCGACUUCGCAGCGUCUACAUCAAUGUUGAUUCCAAGGGCGAACUACCAAUCGUCAUCGAUACCGGAGCAUCUUUCUCUCUGACUCCGAAUCUAGAAGAUUUUGUCACCAAGCCGAUUGCUUGUGGGACAAAAAGUCUGAAUGGUUUGUCCUCCAUAACUCCUGUGCUGGGUAUUGGAGAGGUGGAAUGGAAGAUCAGAGAUAUGCAUGGGACCAUCAAGUCGAUUCGCGUCAGUGCUUACUACGUUCCAGACACCAACAUCAGAUUGCUCUCGCCGCAGUCCUACUUUCAAGAGCACGGCAAGGGUGAGGUCUGUUUCGAUAGUUUUCAAGUCAAGAUGACGUUGCCUGAUGGCGACACCCUGUUCUUUCCGUACCAAGCGGGCAACAACCUGCCCAUGAUGCUUACGGCGAAUCGUCUUGUAGACGAGGCUGCACAUAUUAUCACCGACGAAGAAGAAGAAUUUUUGCCGGAAGACAUGAGCGUUUUUCUGAACGUUGCUCAUGAAAACAAUGCGAAUCUUACCAAGGCUGAGAAGAAGUUGCUUCUCUGGCAUGCGAAGACAGGUCACGCGAAUAUGAACUGGCUUCUGAAACUCUGCAAGUGGACCAAGACGGAGGGACAUCCAGUGAUGGGACCUUUACCUGCCAAGAAAGACGAGUUCAAGUCUUGCAAAAGUCCCAAGUGUGCUGUCUGUCAACUUGCGAAACAGCGUCGCCGCAGUCCACGAUCCGAUGCUGCUCAACAACAACCUGGCUCGAAGACGGGCAAACAACGAAAAGAAAAGGAAAUGAUGGUCGAUAACCUCAAGCCAGGCGACAAGGUCUCGAUUGACCAAUAUCUCUCGGCUGUCCCUGGUCGACUUGCGCAUACUUUUGGCGAGGAGAAGACUUCCAAGCAAUAUGUUGGCGGGACCCUGUUCGUGGACCAUGCCACCGGUUUCGUCCACGCGAAACACCAGACUUCGACUGGCACGAGAGAGACAGUCAAGAGCAAACAUUCGUUUGAGAGUGAAGUUGGUGAAUACGGACACAAGGUCAAGUCUUACCGUGCUGACAACCACCCUUUCAGCUCGAAAGGAUUCUUGGAUGAUAUCGAGUCGCACAAGCAGACUAUUGAUUACUCUGCAGUCGGAGCUAAACAUCAGAAUGGAGUUGCCGAAAGAGCAAUCCAAACUAUCACCACCUGGGCUCGUGCCAUGCUUCUUCAUCAAAUGUUGCAUUGGCCAGACGAAGCCGAUCACAAGUUGUGGCCUUUUGCUAUGGAUCAUGCAGUCUAUUUGUGGAACCAUCUACCACGCGAAGAUACCAAGCAAGCGCCAAUCGAGCUCAUGGGAGGGGCUAAGAUCGACCAUCACCAAUGGUUCAAACGUCUCCAUGUCUGGGGAUCACCGGUGUAUGUGUUGGAUCCGAGAUUGCAGGACGGGAAGAAGAUUCCAAAAUGGGAUGUUCGGGCGCGGCGUGGCAUACAGGCUAUGUCAGUCCGCAGUAUCAUGUUGUGA